Oncorhynchus keta (chum salmon) is the source of this 1018-nucleotide messenger RNA. RefSeq names its product suppressor APC domain containing 1 (gene sapcd1). Lineage: Eukaryota; Metazoa; Chordata; Actinopteri; Salmoniformes; Salmonidae. Bases 280 to 825 code for a protein of 181 amino acids. The transcript is spliced from 4 exons. The record is from RefSeq and is a predicted model, not a curated record.
CAGGGCACUGUGUAGUUCACUACCCAUGCCUCUUUCCACUCCUGUUCACACCCUCUCUCUCUCGGAUUCUCUCCCUCUCUAUUUGUUCCUGUCCUGUUCAGACGAAGCCUGCUGUGUUCCCUAGCUGGCUGUGCUGCUGUUAAGGGAGGAGUAGAGCUGUGUAGGAUUGAGUAGGACAGCGUAUGACCGCGUAGAACAGUCUAGGGCUGUGUGUAGGGCUCUUUUAGGGCAGUGUAGGGCACGAGGGCUGUGUUGGGCUGGCAGAGGCAGGGCUCUCCCAUGGCCUGCCCGCAGUGCCCGGCGCCUGGGUCCUACACCUCGGUUAUCAUCCCCCUCCGGAGCAGCCUCUAUAGCCUUGACGCCCUACGCUUCUACCUAUGGAUAAAGAGGCUGAAGGACUUGGAAAGGGAGAAGGACUCCCUGUGGGCCGGGCUGCAGGUUCUGGAGCAAGCCCAGCUCUGGUACCGACGCAUACUGGAGGACAACAGAGCCAGGCAGGCUAACGUGUGCACCAGGGCUGGGGCGAGGGCAAAGGAGUGGGGAGGAGAGGUGUGGGGAGGAGCGGGGGCGUCAUCGUGCCUCCUGAGGUCUCAGAUCCAGAGGGUGAAUGGAUCUCUGGGUAGUCUGAUGAGUAUGCCCAACGUAAUCAGCUGUCCCUCCUCUCCAAAGAGGAACGGGGUGGAAGUAUCAGACAGUGAGCUACGGUGGCAGAACACGGUGCUGGUACAGGAGGUGAGUGAGAAGAAUGUUAAAAUCUCCCUGUUGGAGCGGGAGAGAGACAGCCUUUUGCAAGAGCUGAGUCUGCGUCUGGGUGUACAAGUGUAGUUGUCAUCCUGACUGAGUUGUUUGUACACUGCUAUCAAGCCCAUUUCACUGCUAUCGCACAUGGACACACACGUGACUAAGCACUGCCUCAUAACUCUUCGACUAAAGUUCUUCAAUGUCAUGAUUUCAUUGUCUCUCACCAAUGUAAAUAUGUUUGAAAAAUAAUCAUUCAAUAUACUGUAUGUACAAAGAC